AUGCAGAUUGAUGAAUCAUUAGCGAUUCCUGAACUUGAACAGGUUUCUAUGGUAGGCGCAUAACUCUAAUUAAUGUUUAUUUGCAUCUUUGUAUUAUCAUAACAAUGGAAAACUACAUGUGCAGUUAUUUUACAACAAUACUAAAACACAAAAAUUCUGAAGUCUUGUUAUUACAGCCUGUAUUAAUGUUGAAAGUUUGUUUUUUGUAGGAUACUCCAACUGGACAUGCUGGGAACUGCACAACAUGCAAAACCCUGAGGAGUGAGGUGACUCAGUUAAGGGGCAAAGUCACAAGACUGAAGAGUAAGUUAAUCUCCAAUCAAGAUCAGUGGGUUGAAACCUUUAAGAGCAUACAAGAGCCGAAGCAGUUGCCGAUGGUGAAUGCUGGUGAGUCAACAAUAAUUAUUGAUGUUGAUGAGUCAUAUAGGCAUAACUGCCUAUCUUUAUAUUUUUAUUACAUUUUAUCAAUGUUUGAUUAUUUAAUAAUAAUUAAAAUUUUAAUGGUAAUAGAAUUUUUUUAAUUCCAUUUGUUUAAGCUAUUCAAACUGAUCCAUGGCCAGUAACAAAUGAGACAGAGUUAGGGCUAGAGGAUGAAUCAGAAGAUGAGCAGGAAAUGCAGGACGACGCGUAUGAGGAGUUUGAGUGUGAUGGAGACCCUACAUGGAGUCCUGAAGGAAUCGAAGAUGCAUAUAAAAAAAAAAAGGAAGAUGAUGAAUCGGUGAAGACUCAUCAGAACCCAAGGUACAAAGAUGCAAAAUUUAUUGCAUUUUAACAUCUUAGCUCUAAGCAUCCUCUGGGAAGUGAUUUAGGCCUAAAACUAACUUCCAUUAUGAGAGGAUCUAUUUAGAAACAAGAGUACAUGAAAUUUGUUUUUAAUUUACUCAGAUAAGAAUUGCAAAAAAAAAAAAAAAAAAAAAAAGAAGAAGAGGCAUAGCCAGCCCAUAGACUGGAAGUCCCAGGCCUAAAAAUGUUUGGUUUGUCCACUCAACCCCUUGUAAUAAAUUAUGCAUCGUUGGGGUGGGCUAGAUAGCUUAAGGGCUCAAAGUUGUCAUGUGUGCAAUCAACAGAAUUAUUAUAAAAAAGCAUUUUUCAGGAUGUAUGUGAGAGUAAAAUCCCAACCCACGAUUAGCCAGGUUUACAACAAGUUGAAAAACUGGCAACACCCUGAGAAAAACAAUAAAAAUGAUAAUCAUUUUUUUUAUUGUUAUUUUAUUAUUUCAGAUGCUAUGAUUAAAUGAGUAUUUCCUUUCCAUCAUUUUUUACAGGUUGGAUCUACAAGGAAAAAACAUUCGAGAGGAACCAAAGGGAAUUGUUUUCCUUUCCAAACUUCUUCUUUUGUUUCAGUUCUGCCACUUGUGCUUCUUUUCAAAACCCAAACUUUCUGUAUCACAGACAGGUACCUUGUUAACCGUAGAAAGUUUCUGCAGAAACUGUAGCCAGACAAAAGUCUGGAAGAGUCAAACAGACCUGCUAGGAAAGUUUCCAGCAGGUAACCUGCUAUUAAGUUUUGCAGUGCUCUGUGAGCCGAGUGAAAAGAAAGAAACGAUACAUUAA
Porites lobata is the source of this 1554-nucleotide messenger RNA. NCBI's taxonomy places the organism in Eukaryota, Metazoa, Cnidaria, Anthozoa, Scleractinia, Poritidae. The record is from the annotation of a GenBank genome assembly.